Anopheles marshallii is the source of this 990-nucleotide messenger RNA. RefSeq lists its product as uncharacterized. The record is from RefSeq and is a predicted model, not a curated record. NCBI's taxonomy places the organism in Eukaryota, Metazoa, Arthropoda, Insecta, Diptera, Culicidae. The transcript has 2 exons. The coding region runs from base 1 to 990 and encodes 329 amino acids.
AUGGGAUCGUUAAAUAGCAAAGUUUCACCCUCUGGUGAAAAUACACCGCCAUCGGACCAUGAACCAUAUCUUGAUCCACGUUCACCAACGCUCUACAUCAACAGAAGCCCCAUCACUCAGGAGCAAACUGAUGUUCCUCCCAAUGCAUCGAUCACCAGAGGGAAAGAUCUCACAUCUGUGCUUACGGAACCAUCUGCAUAUGCUCUCCAGACGCCGAACAAUCUACUACCGAAGCGUUUCCAAUCCAUCAUUGAUCCACGUUCACCAAGCACAUUUAACAGGACUCCGCUAGUCAUAGCACCGGAGGACGUUGCAAAUUGCUCCUUGACUAACGUGGUAUCUUCACUAAGCUAUGAAGUGUGCCACAACGCACUGGAAGAGGACAGUAAGGAUGCAUCAUUCAAAGAUUGCGACUCGCAAAUGCCGGAUUUAUGUAAUCUUCAAAUCGAGUACGACGAAACGGCACCGAUUAUUGAAGCAACGACGGACGCUAAAGAAAUAACCAUAUUCGAGGACGCUGAGGUAAUACCCUUCGUAGGUAACGAUCCCCGUUCACCGUCCAUUGCAAUUGCCCGUACGCCUAUGGUGUUGCCGAAGCACGGUAAUGAUGAAGAGGCAACGAAACAACACAAUGAACUACAGGUAGAGAAUCUUCAUGCUCUCGAAGGUGACUUAAAAGCGGAGGUUGCAAAGCAACAACAUACCCCACAGCAGGAUCCGCAGGAAAACCAUAACCGGGGAGAACAAACGCCGAAAAAAGGUAAAUUGACACCGAGGACGGGCAACCGUACGCCGUUGGGAUGUAUGACCAACAUUGGUACGGUAUCGAACAACAUACGCAAAAUGGCUCUCAUCGGACAGACCAAACAGAACAUGAUAACUGAUGAGCAAAAGUUGCUACCCCGCAACGGUAACAUUGGCAGUGCAGAAUUGAAUGCAUCGGCCAAACAGACCAAUCGCUCGCGAAUCCCUAAGCUGAGAAUGUCGUAG